AUUUGCUACUGCUUAAGAGCCUAGGCAAAGCUCAGAGCCACAGACAGAAAGAGAGCGAGCCAACAGAGGUCUGUGCAAGGGUCUGGGAAUAUCGGCAACACCUUCACUAGGUGGGAUACAACACUGACAUACCACUAUUUGGGGGAAAGCUGGCAAACAUAAUUUGGAAGUCUUAUUGUGAGAAGGAUCCCCUCAAUCCACACGACUCUCUAAAGUAGGUGUUUUUAUAGAGACCGUCAAGUAUAAUCUACAGCUUUGUGGGGGUCACAACAUGCAUGGACUGGUAGUUUGACAUUGGAAUUGCCUUUCUGGGUUUCAGUCAAGUUGUAAGGGAUUCAGUCAUCUAGUCAUAUUUCCAGUGUUAUUCUUGUUGUUUUUUGUAAAAUGGCAUCAGACUUGACAGCUUCUACUGCUAAUCAUGACAGUUAGAGAAUGGACUUUCCUGGACAUUCUUCCAUGAGCUGCUCACUCCCCCCUCAGCUCUGCGGCUGAACCAGAGUGGGUGUAGGGCAGCAUCAGGGAGACUCAGGCUGCUCAUGAUGGGGAACGUCAUACGUGGCGCUGUGGCCUUCAUCCCCUCCGAGCGCUGCCAGCGUUUCCUGGUGGGUGACCUGAAGGAGAUGCCUCUCGAUCGGACACUAGACCUGAGCAAACUGCAGCUGCGUCGUCUUCCUGUGGCUGCCUGCCUGUUCAAUGAGCUGGUCAAGCUCUACCUAAGUGGCAACAACCUGAGCACCCUACCUGCAGACUUGCAGGGCCUGAGGAAGUUGCAACUCUUAGCUCUUGACUUCAACUGUUUCGAGGAGCUGCCUGCGGCUGUGUGUCAGCUACCUCAGCUUAACAUCCUGUAUCUGGGCAACAACCAGCUCUGGUGCCUCCCCCGGGAGCUGGGCGAGCUGAAAGAACUUAAUACCCUGUGGUUGGAGACUAACUGUUUCACUCAGUUCCCCAGUGUGGUCUGCGACCUCCCCAACCUCAAGACGCUCCAUCUGGGGUACAACCAGAUAAGCAAACUGCCCAUGGAGCUCGGUGGGUUAGAGGAGCUGAGGAGUAUCUGGCUAGCCGGGAACCAGCUGUGUGAGUUCCCGCCAGUGUUGCUCGCCAUGCACCUUCUGGCCGUGAUCGAUGUGGACCGCAACAAAAUCCGCCGCUUUCCUGGUCUGUCCCACUUGCAGGGCUUGAAACUGGUAAUCUAUGACCACAACCCCUGUGUGAACGCACCUGUGGUCGGGGCGGGGGUCAGAAGGGUUGGACGCUGGGCAGACAGCUCGGAUGAUGAAGAGGAUGGUGAGGAUGGGUUGAAAGUGUGUGAGACUCCGACUGAGGUGAAGGAACUUGCCUCCGAGGGACAACUGGACUCACUACUUGAAAAGGGUUGUGGAAGCAUCUGACCUUCAACCGUGGCUAAACUGGGGAACAGGAUGCCAGUCAAGUGGAGCACUUACUGGAGAACGACCACUUACUGGAGAACGGCCAGCAGCCAGGCCUGAUGGUGUUUUGUUCCAAAUAUGGUCAGGCCAAUGAUAUGGACCUAAACACAGAUGACAAAUAAUAAGCUGUUACGAUUGGUUUCCAUCAUGAUGAAACAUGGACCUCACGAAGAGUGCCAGGAGGAAUCUGAUAUGAAGUUCACUACUUUUACAUCACUGUCUGCAGACUUGAAGGAUUUUCUUUUGCUCGUAUUCAGUUAAUUUUACAGGUUAUUUUCCAAUUCAAUUAAUUUCUGGAGACAUGAACUCCAGGGCACACCACGUCGUUUCAACAUGGAAAUUGGGGUAAUAUUGUUGAGAUGUUGAUCAAUGAGAUUUCAACCUUUAAUCUCCCACUCAAAUGACAGACAGAAGUUUGUUGUAUUCCCAAUGUGUUAUCACUAUGGUUUCAACCAUCUGAAAGCACAACAAAAUUCCAAUAGAAAAACCAUGUCUGAUUUUUUUGUUUUGUUGUCAUCUAAAAUGUGUUAUCACAGCACUUUAAACCAUUUUAAAGCACAACAAAGUUAGAAUGAUAAUACAAUGUCAGAUCUUUUGUAUUUAUACAACAACUUAAUGUGUUAUCACUGUGCUUCAUCUAAUAGCAGAACCAAAUUACUUGGAUUGCAGUUGAGAUUACAUUAAAAGUACAUAUUGCAAGUGAUCAAUGCUGUUAGAGAUUCUGCACAGAUUAUUUAAGCAUUUGUGAAGAGCUCCACAGACCUGCGACCUUUGCAUCUUGAACAAGCAUGCUUUCUAUGAUUACAGAAGAAGACAUUUAUAGUUACAUUAGCGUAACCUCAACAUGUGGUCAUGGAUGUGUUAGUCAUUUUAAGAUUGAAUAAAUACUAUUACAUUAGUUUGUAAGUUAGCAAAAACUUUAGGCUAUUUACUGUCUUACAAAAGUAAUAUUGAAUUGUGUUUGGUUGACAACGCAACCAAAUAUCAAAAUUUAAAGGAUAUCUAAUGCUUGCAUAGUUUCAUCUGAGCCACUGGCUAAAUCAUAUGCUUAACAUUUUAUUUUUGGUUUAGUUGGAGAUGUAAAUCCAACAUAAUUUGUUAACUUGUCAACAAGUUAAUAGGCUAUUUACUGUAUUGCAAAAGUGAUAUUGAAUUGUGUUUGGUUGUCAACGCAACCAAAUAUCAACAUUUGAAUAAGAUAUACAGUGGGGCAAAAAAGUAUUUAGUCAGCCACCAAUUGUGCAAGUUCUCCCACUUAAAAAGAUGAGAGGCCUGUAAUUUUCAUCAUAGGUACACUUCAACUAUGACAGACAAAAUGAGAAAAAAAAUCCAGAAAAUCACAUUGUAGGAUUUUUAAUUAAUUAUUUGGCAAAUUAUGGUGUAAAAUAUGUAUUUUUGGCCCAUUCCAUACAUGCACAAUUGGUGGCUGACUAAAUACCCCCCCCCCCCACUAUAUGUAUCUUUUGUGUCACUGACGUGGUCUGACUUUAAUUCCAGUCUGUCUACAAAUUAUUAAUUGAUAUGUUGGAUUAAAGUCUCAAACAAUAAACAAGUUACAUAAUAGGAAUACAUUUAAUAAAACUUUAAAUGCACUUCAAAAUAAAGUUGGAUUUAGUCCCAUUCAUUCAUUUCGAUGUUUGGUUAAGAUGGAAACAUGAAUCCCACAUAUCAAUGAUUAAUUUAUACAUUACAUUUUAAAUCAACCAAAGCUUGAAACUCUAGGCCUUUAUGUAUUGUCUAUUUUUAGUUGAAUCCUGAGUUGAAUUGAAACAAUAGCGGUUGAUUACUUAGCCUGAAUAGUAUCAUUGAUGAUAUGACAAAGAGUAUGGUUACCCUUUAGAAUGACUAAGAGCAACAGUGAAUAUAUUUAAUUAUUAAUAGAUCUAUCAAUAUCAUGAUAGCACAUUGGUAGUCGUCAGUGUCAAAUAUCAAAUCUAAGCAGGACUGGGCCUGCUUAAAAAAAACCUGGAUGGGAUAUCAAAUGAAUAGCUGUUGUAGAUAGGUCAAGUAAGAGGUGCUGCCCAGCCUAUAGUUUUUUAAUUCUGAUAGUGGAUAUACAAUUGAAGAUCUGACAUUGUUUCAAUGGUACAAACUCAACAUGUGUUACACAAGGUUUGCAUGUGUUAAUUAAAAUUACGACAAUAAUGUGGUUGAAAUUUCACCCUCAAAACAACAAUUUACAUUGAUAAAUUUUUUCAAAUUAUAUGUAUUUUCCAUGUAGAUUUGACAUCACAAUACAUUGACAAAUUACAUUGACACAAUGUUGA
Oncorhynchus kisutch (coho salmon) is the source of this 3697-nucleotide messenger RNA. RefSeq names its product leucine rich repeat containing 10 (gene lrrc10). The transcript has a single exon. NCBI's taxonomy places the organism in Eukaryota, Metazoa, Chordata, Actinopteri, Salmoniformes, Salmonidae. The record is from RefSeq and is a predicted model, not a curated record. Gene Ontology annotation, molecular function: protein binding. Bases 537 to 1391 code for a protein of 284 amino acids. Gene Ontology annotation, cellular component: cytoplasm.